UGCGCCCGAACGCCUGUCGGCAGGGAAAUCACAGUCACGUGCGAACACACGUUUAGCCCUCGUAGUAUGUUUACUAAUGAGGGAGAACUUCUCAAGAGAUGAUUCCAGUCCUCAUUUCAGCAACAGCAUGACACCGUGGUCUUACACGCGCGCUAGUCUGGCUCGGCGCGAGGUGUGUAAUCGGAGGUUUACCGAGUGCAGUCCGGUUCCUGUGUGUGUGGAAGUUGUGGCAGUUUGCGGUGCGAACUUCUCUUAUCUGCUGCACGCGGAUCAAAGUGCAGAGAGGCGCGCGCGGGGACGGCACCGCGCGAUCAGCUGCACGAGCAGUGAACCGCACUAAUCUCCACAAUGGCAACCAACCGGGGAGAUAUGAACGGAACAGUUGCUAUGGGUGAUGAGAUGGAGGAGAAUGGAGAGAAAUCACAAUGGAAAUUGUUUAUUGAGGAUAUCAGUGUCUUACAGCUGGUGCUGUCCUUCUUGCUUAUGGGUGUGUCGUGUCUGGUGUUGAUGAUUUAUCUGAUGUUUACUCCACUGUGGCCAAUUCCCACUCUCUACUUCACCUGGCAGAUAUUUGACUGGGACACACCUGAGAAAGGUGGUAGAAGAACUGAAUUUGUGAGGAGCUGGAGAGUGUGGAAACACUUUAAAGACUACUUCCCAGUAAAGUUGGUGAAGACAGCAGAACUGAGUCCCAGCAAGAACUAUAUUCUGGGUUGCCACCCGCAUGGCAUCAUGAGCAUGGGCGCGUUUUCCUGCUUCAGCACAGAGGCUGGCGGGUUUGGGCAGGCAUUCCCAGGAAUGCGCUCCUCUCUGGCCAUCCUUGCUGGCCUCUUCCGCAUGCCGCUCUUCAGAGAGUACAUCAUGUUUGCAGGCCUGUUGCCGGUCAGUAAGGCGUGUCUGGAGUACGUGCUGAGGCAAGCCGGUGUGGGCAACGCUGUGGUCAUCAUCAUCGGAGGAGCUGAGGAGUCACUGGCUUCUUCUCCUGGAGUGAACACUGUGGUCAUGAAGCAGAGGAAAGGCUUUGUGCGUCUCGCUCUGGAAAAUGGGGCUGACCUGGUUCCAGUGUACUCGUUCGGGGAGAAUGAGCUCUUCCCGCAGGUGCUGCUGUCCGAGGGCAGCAUAGGCCGCAGGCUUCAGGCUCUAUUUAAGCGGGUGAUGGGUUUUGCUCCGUGUCUCUUCACUGGGGGACGCUGGCUGCUCCUGCCUUACAGGAGACCCGUCACUACUGUGGUUGGAAGCCCUAUCUCUGUGCCUCAUGUAUGCAAUCCAUCCGAACAGCAGGUGGACCACUACCACAAGCUGUAUAUGGAAUCUCUGUCCAAACUCUUCCACGCACACAAAACCAACUGUGGACUGGCCGAGACACACCAGCUACGCAUCAUCUAAGCACUACACACACACACACACACACACACACACACACACACACACACACACACACAAACACAUAUACAUGUUGAAUACACUUGUAGCAUUAGUUAUACAGUUUUCACAAUUCUCAGGACUAGAAGGUCUCAGGACUACAUUUUUAUAGUUUUAACCAAAAUACAAACAGUAUGAUAGUGUUUACUUUUACAGCUUGUAUUACUUUGUGACAUUGCUAAUUAAUUUAUACUCUUUAAAUCAGAUCAUUGCUUAUUCUAAAAUAGAAAAGCAAUUUUAAAAUAAACUAGCUACAGGAAAAUGUGAAAUAUUUCUAAAUGCUAAUUUUGUUUACAAAAAAUUUACACACAUUUGUAUUUAUCUUGAAUUAUGUGUAAAAAAAAAAAAAUAAUAAAAAAAAAGACUUAAAUGGCUGAAAGUUGCUAGAUCUGUACUGAAGUUAAAACAGGGCAGUCUGACUGUAAUGAAUUUGUGAAUUAUGAUUUUAAAUGAAAUUCACUGCCACUAUCUAGUUUGUAACUGCGUUAGAUUAACGUAUUAAUGUGAACAUGGCUGUUUACGCAAACAAUUUAUCAUUGGUCAUUGGUAUACACAUUUAUCAUUGGUAUGUACAUGGAUUCUGUGUUGACACGCAGUAUAUAAAUAAUAUAAAUGUAAUAUGAAAUUAAAUAUGAAUUUUAUUCAUAUCAUUUUAUUCAUUGUAAGAUACUGAGAUCAGAAGCUGCCGCUCUCAUGUUCUCUAUUAAAGAUACUGUUUAAACUCCA
This is a messenger RNA of Pangasianodon hypophthalmus (striped catfish), 2148 nucleotides long. It is a transcript of the gene mogat3b, whose product is annotated as monoacylglycerol O-acyltransferase 3b. The transcript has 8 exons. NCBI's taxonomy places the organism in Eukaryota, Metazoa, Chordata, Actinopteri, Siluriformes, Pangasiidae. Gene Ontology annotation, biological process: triglyceride biosynthetic process. The coding region runs from base 349 to 1386 and encodes 345 amino acids. The record is from RefSeq and is a predicted model, not a curated record. Gene Ontology annotation, molecular function: diacylglycerol O-acyltransferase activity. Gene Ontology annotation, cellular component: endoplasmic reticulum membrane.